Messenger RNA from Caenorhabditis remanei, 540 nucleotides. RefSeq lists its product as uncharacterized. The transcript is spliced from 3 exons. Lineage: Eukaryota; Metazoa; Nematoda; Chromadorea; Rhabditida; Rhabditidae. Gene Ontology annotation, molecular function: G protein-coupled peptide receptor activity. The record is from RefSeq and is a predicted model, not a curated record. Bases 1 to 540 code for a protein of 179 amino acids.
AUGGCUCUCGAUAUCUUUGAUGUAGAAUAUUUGAUGAAAUAUCCGAGUCUCAUGUUCUCAAUAUUCGGGUUCAUCACUAACCUAAUCCACGUGUUCUUUCUAACACGAGACCUCAAGAAUAAUCCAAUUUUUGUAUGCCUUACUGUAAUUUGUGUGAUGGAUUUAGUAUAUCUUGCUACGGUAGCUGUUGAUGAGACGGUUGCUGUAUUGAAUUAUAUAGAUCAUAAAAACUGCAUUGCAGCAGAAGUUCUUCCACGUGCCGCUCCUGUUGCCGAUCCUUGGUUUCUUCCACGUGCUCCUCUUGUUCCACGGGUUUGUACUGUCCUUGGUCGUCCUCUGACGUCGUUUCUUCUUCCAGUGUGCAAAACUGAGACCGGAACGUCGGUUGAAUCACUGUCCGAAGAAUGGUCCGUUCGAAACAGAAUUCGUCACAAUUGGAACACGUGGGAAUACACUGAAGGAGAAGAAAUGACUGAGGAUGAAGAGUACACUGAAGGAGAAGAAAUGACUGUGGACGAGGAUUACACUGAAGAAGAAUAA